CCUUGAAGGACAGUCCUCGACAAAGUGUGUUGCCGGGUCACAUGACCAAUGUGAGGUCGAGAUGGCUAUGGCGAUAAGUUUCGGGGUGGAAGUGAUCACUGGAGUGCAUGGUGACCUGUCCCAUAUAUACCCACUCUGUGUCCUUCGAUUGGUGGGCGUGAAAGGGCAAGGGAAACUUCCCACACGGAGCAUGACAUAAACAUCGAUCGUGAGGAGUACAGCAGCUCAUACAAUUGAGUGAGCAAAGAAAAAAUGAUGCAUUUAGUUGUUCUGGCGAUAGCAACAUUUCUGAAGCUGUCUUCUGGCUUGGACAAUGGACUAGCACUUACACCUCCAAUGGGAUGGCUUUCUUGGGAGCGUUUUCGAUGUAACACAGAUUGUAAGGACUACCCAGAUAUUUGUAUAGGUGAAAAACUAUACAUGGAUAUGGCUGAUAGAUUAGUAGCUGAUGGCUAUAAGGAAGUUGGCUACGAAUAUGUUCACAUUGAUGACUGUUGGAUGGCAGAAGAAAGAGACAACAAGACAGGAAGGCUAGUGGCAGAUCCAGCUCGUUUUCCAAGAGGAAUGAAGGCUUUAGCUGAUUAUAUUCACAGCAAAGGCCUGAAACUUGCAAUCUAUGAGGACUUUGGCAGCAAAACCUGUGCAGGAUAUCCAGGAAGUGAGUUUUAUCUCAUGACAGAUGCAAACACCUUUGCAGAGUGGGGUAUUGAUAUGCUGAAAUUUGAUACCUGCAACAACAACCAUGAUGAUCUAAACUAUGGAUUUCCAGCAAUGGAGAUAUUUUUGAACAAUACAGGGAGACCCAUUCUUUUUUCAUGUGAAUGGCCUCAUGCACUUCCAACACCAGACUAUGCAGCUGUAAGGAAAUCCUGCAAUAUGUGGCGUGUGUAUAGAGAUGUAGAGGACAGCUGGGAUACUGUUACUGAUAUCAUCAACUUUUAUGCUCAGAACAAAGAGUGGUUCAGUAACUACACAGGUCCAGGAGGCUGGGCAGAUCCUGAUAUGCUUGUGGUGGGUGACUUUGGACUAAGUGACAGCCAACAAAAGGCACAGAUGGCUAUGUGGGCUAUGUUUUCUGCCCCUCUCCUUAUGUCUGUUGAACUCCGCAACAUUGAUCCUAGGGCCAAAGCACUUCUACAGAACAAGAAUGUGAUAGCCAUCAAUCAAGACCCACUUGGAAAUCAAGCCAUCAAAAUUUACCAAUUUCCAGGAACACAAGUAUCAGUAUGGCUCAAGCGACUGUUUGCUGAAGGCAGCUUUGCACUUGCGUUUCUCAACAUAAAUGGUGGAGGAGGUUUCACACCCUGUCAAACAACCUUGUUCUUCCUUGGCUUAAGAAAUACAAAUGGUUAUAAUGUGACUGAAAUUUUUGAAAAUGUGCCAUUUGGCAUCUAUAAACCAACAGAUAAGUUUCUCGUUAAUGUUUUCCCAUCUAGCAUAGUUUUUCUAAAGGCGGUACCUUUGUAGGCUUAAUAAUGAUGAUAAUAAUAAUAAUGAGUGCUUAUAUCAUGCAGCAUCACAACCAAAGCAAGUCACACUCUGUGCUGAUCAACAAUAGUAAAGAAAUGACAUUAAAAAUAUUUUUUUUACAAGAAUAGUCUCUCUUUGCAACUAAAAAGAUGUUUGAGUGUUGAAAAGAAUAUGUCUUUAAAUGUCAUAUGGCAUUUGAAUAAUUUGAACUUUUAUUGAUUGAUUAUGUGAUUAUUAAUGUGACCACUGUUAUCCUUCGUGGAUGACACUCAGUUUUACACGUCUUCCCUGAGACUGGACACACCGCUUUUCAGAACUCAGAAUCUUAUAUCUUACUAUAUCUGUCUCUAAACACACAUUAAGAAAAACCUGCAGAUUCAGAUCACAUGUUUCAGUCUGGCUGUUGUUUGUAGCAUUUGCUUUUUUCAUUUGUUGUACAAUUUCUACCAUUCAUAUUGUUCAUGUUCUUGAUUAGCGCUCAGAGCAUGCCACUGAUGUUGUGGUAGAGACCUACACUAAUGUACAUUAUUAUCAGUGUUAAUGUUUUUAUUAUUGUUACUGUUCCUGUUAUCAAUGUUAUGAGUAGACUUACUGGGAUUCUUAAUAAAGAAGUAAUUACUUCUCCUUUUAA
Messenger RNA from Pomacea canaliculata, 2101 nucleotides. RefSeq names its product alpha-N-acetylgalactosaminidase-like. Gene Ontology annotation, biological process: glycoside catabolic process; oligosaccharide metabolic process; glycosylceramide catabolic process. The coding region runs from base 253 to 1467 and encodes 404 amino acids. The transcript is spliced from 8 exons. NCBI's taxonomy places the organism in Eukaryota, Metazoa, Mollusca, Gastropoda, Architaenioglossa, Ampullariidae. Gene Ontology annotation, molecular function: alpha-galactosidase activity. Gene Ontology annotation, cellular component: cytoplasm. The record is from RefSeq and is a predicted model, not a curated record.